AUGAGUGGUCCCGAAUCCAACCCCAUUCCCGAGGUUUUUGAGCUUCGCAAACGCAAGAUCCUUGCAGAACUGUCCAUCCCCGAUGCGGAGUAUACUGAUCUAUCACCGAAGGGGUCGGUCGAUGAAGGUAUCCGUGAGCUAAUCGAUGAUAUCAACACCUUGCCGGGACUGGUGACAACGAGCAGUUGUGCAGGCAGAAUCAGUGUCUUUCUAGAGGGGAGAAAGAAGCAGCAUCAGCCACAACAACAGCAACAGCAGCAACCGUCGUCAGAAGUGCAACAGAGACAGUUCGUACCUUCAGGGGGUAAAGGAGCCGGGAAAUGGCUGUAUGUCUCUCAUGAUCCGUUGAAGGAGUAUGGAGGAAAGCAAGACGGCGGUGAAGAAGAGAACAACAGACCGUUGCAUCGCCAAUUCGGGAUGAUUCCUGGGGAUGGGAAACCGCCCAAGCUGGACCGGACGGGCCAAGCCCCGCGUCUCGUGCGCUUCUCCUACGAGCCCAUGAUCCUCCACAUAAUGGCCGCAACUCUCCACCACGCCAACCCCGUUCUCUCCGCAGCCUCCAGCUCUGGCUUCCGUGAAAGUGGUCUACAGAGCCUCCGGUGUCUGGACACAGAUGACGCCGAUGGCCCCAGCCCCAUCGUUGCCGUCCGCUCCGCCGGUAUGGCCCUGGAGUCAGUCAUCGGGUACUGCGAGGAGGAAGACGACGAGAACGAGUCCGACGCCAACGAGCCCAUCAUCCACAGUCUGGUCACCGAGGAAUACCUCGAGAUGUUGGUCGCCAUCUCGAACGAAAGGUUCGUCGUCAAUUCGGAACGCAAGGAACGCUUCCGCUCCAGUCUGCUGGAGAUCUAUUCGACGGACUAUACGCAAGGCGCGAAGGCCAAGGGUAAGGCGAAGCCAGCGGACUGGGAGGACCCUGCUGCGCGCAGGGAGAGAAUGAGGGCGGAGGGAUUACGCAGGAAACAGCAACUGGAACAGAGUCGGGAACAGGAAGGAAAGCGUGCGGACAGCAAUUUCGAUUUAUUAGAGCCUAACUUGGGGGAUAUCUGA
This is a messenger RNA of Aspergillus homomorphus CBS 101889, 1050 nucleotides long. Its product is annotated as tRNA wybutosine-synthesizing 3 family protein. The record is from RefSeq and is a predicted model, not a curated record. Gene Ontology annotation, biological process: tRNA methylation. The coding region runs from base 1 to 1050 and encodes 349 amino acids. Gene Ontology annotation, molecular function: tRNA methyltransferase activity. Lineage: Eukaryota; Fungi; Ascomycota; Eurotiomycetes; Eurotiales; Aspergillaceae. The transcript has 2 exons. Gene Ontology annotation, cellular component: cytoplasm.